GGUCACGUGGUGCCACUACGUCACAUGUAAACCAGGGGGAAGAUGGCGGCCGCCGGAGGAGAGCCUUCUUCUCACAAUAUGUCGGAUGAAUUAUUUCAAACUUUUAUCUCGGAGGUGAAGCAGAUUGAGAAGAGAGACUCUGUGUUCACCUCCAAGCAGCAGAUUGACAGACUGCUCAGACCUGGCUCAUCCUACUUCAAUCUCAAUCCCUUUGAGGUGCUGCAAAUUGAUCCAGAAGCCACAGAUGAUGAAUUAAAGAAAAGAUUUCGGGCGUUGUCCAUUUUGGUCCAUCCAGACAAAAAUCAGGGUGAUCCAGAUAGAGCUCAGAAAGCCUUUGAAGCUGUGGACAAGGCAUACAAACUCCUACUGGAACCGGAACAGAAGAAGAGAGCCUUAGAUGUGAUCCAUGCAGGAAAAGAAUAUGUGGAGCAUAUGGUGAAGGAGAAAAAGAAACAGUUGAAGAAGGAUGGGAAAUCAAUGGAUGUGGAGGAGGAUGACCCUGAAGUGUUCAGGCAAGCAGUGUACAAACAGACCAUGAAGCUGUUCGCAGAGCUUGAAAUCAAGAGGAAGGAAAGGGAAGCAAAGGACAUGCAUGAAAGAAAAAGGGCAAGAGAAGAAGAAAUCGAAGCAGCAGAGAAAGCCAAGCGAGAGAGAGAGUGGCAGAAGAAUUUUGAGGAAACAAGGGAUGGGCGUGUGGACAGUUGGAGGACCUUCCAGGCCAAAGGCAAGAAGAGCAAGGAGAAAAAGAACAGGUCCUUCCUCAAGCCCCCAAAAGUCAAGAUGGAACAGAGGGAAUGAUGAUGUAAAAUUGAGACUUUAUUAGAUUUAACUCACUGUUAUAAAACCCCCCAGUUCUGUGUAACCUCACCCCGUCGUCUGCAGUCAGCUGUGUAGUCGUCAUCACACAGUCAUCGGGAUACUCGUACAACUACUUCCUCAUCCUGACCCUGACAAACGUAGUUUUGUACUUGGUUUUUCUAAUGUACAUAUUUGUGAUCUGGACCCAGAGAUCAUACCUGCCUCAUGUAAGAAAAGAAAUGAUACAUCUUCCACUUCUGUAACUGAUGAGAAAAAUGUGGUGUCAUUAUUUUUGUUCUUUUUUUUAACUAAAUAAAGCUUGGUCUUAACAAGCGUA
This is a messenger RNA of Dicentrarchus labrax (European seabass), 1135 nucleotides long. RefSeq names its product DnaJ (Hsp40) homolog, subfamily C, member 8 (gene dnajc8). Lineage: Eukaryota; Metazoa; Chordata; Actinopteri; Moronidae. The transcript has 9 exons. The record is from RefSeq and is a predicted model, not a curated record. The coding region runs from base 43 to 798 and encodes 251 amino acids. Gene Ontology annotation, cellular component: nucleus.